Molecule: messenger RNA, 681 nt
Organism: Cygnus atratus (black swan)
Lineage: Eukaryota; Metazoa; Chordata; Aves; Anseriformes; Anatidae
Gene: CD79B
Product: CD79b molecule
Exons: 6
Coding region: 1-681 (226 amino acids)
Biological process (GO): B cell differentiation; B cell receptor signaling pathway
Cellular component (GO): external side of plasma membrane; B cell receptor complex
Source: RefSeq, a predicted model, not a curated record
AUGGCUGAUUUCUGCAGGAGGCUCUGGGUGCUCCAGGCAAACCUCUGGCUGAUGGCCCUGGCUGCAGGUAGGCAUCCAACCACCGGGAACAGCACCAGUAACAGCACAGGCAAUGGGUGCCGAAAGCUGCACCAGCACCCACGCUACGUGGCGGCCAAGAGGAACACACCCAUCAACUUCAUCUGCUACACCCAAGAGCCCCAGAGCAUGCAGUGGUACAAGACAUCGGAGGACAGCGAUCAGAUCUAUGUGAUGGACCAGAGCACCUCCCGCUUCAGCGUCGAGAGAAAAGAAAACUUCAUCAACUUCACCAUCUUCAGGAUCAGAUACGAGGACAAUGGCAUCUACGUGUGCGACAGGAAGAACCUCACGUCGGAGAACAAGCGGCCACACAUGUGCGGGACGGAGCUCAGAGUCAUGGGUCACAGCAACAUCCAGCAGAUCCAGAGCAGGAACACCCUGAAAGACGCCAUCAUCAUCAUCCAGUCCGUCCUGCUGGUCGUCUUCAUCAGCGUCCCCAUGCUCCUCUUCCUAGACAAAGGUGAAGGCAAAGAGAGCCCUGAGGAGGACCACACCUAUGAGGGUCUGGAGGUGGAGCAGAUGGCCACCUACGAGGACAUCACUCCUUUCCGUGACGUGAAGGCCAAAUGGACGGUCGGGGAACACCCAGGGGAGGAGUGA